Messenger RNA from Folsomia candida, 1572 nucleotides. RefSeq lists its product as uncharacterized. Lineage: Eukaryota; Metazoa; Arthropoda; Collembola; Entomobryomorpha; Isotomidae. Gene Ontology annotation, biological process: peptidoglycan biosynthetic process. The transcript is spliced from 3 exons. The record is from RefSeq and is a predicted model, not a curated record. Bases 1 to 1572 code for a protein of 523 amino acids. Gene Ontology annotation, molecular function: ATP binding; metal ion binding; D-alanine-D-alanine ligase activity.
AUGAAGAUUUGCGUCCUGAUUUCAUCCUACGAGGGGACAGGGGAAGAGUUUCGUGAAGUUCCGCCCGAUUAUCAAGACCCCUCAAUCUGGGCAUCUAAUCAUGAUUUCAUCUUGAAAUACGUCACCAAGGAGGAUGCCAUUGAGAAGAUUACUGAAGUCCUCGGGGAGGGGUAUGAUUUCAUUUGGAAUUUCAUGUGGGGACUGGAAUCCUAUUGUGUUGCGGGGGUGGAAGCCACUCGAUAUUUGGAGUCUACGGGUUAUCCUAUGCUGGGAACUUCGUCAAAAUAUAUGAGCCUAACUAAGCUUGAUUUUAAGAUUGCAGCUGCUCAACUGGGAAUCCCAACUCCGAAAUGGACCGUUGCCUCAAAUUUAGACAUGAAGGGGAUGAAUUAUCCCCUCAUCGUGAAGCCAAGCGAUGGUUAUUGCAGCCUUCAUAUGAGCAAGAAUUCCAUUUGCAAGAAUGUAGAGCAAGUUCUGGAACAAACAGAGUACUUAAAAGGACAAAAACAUAAUCCAGUUGGAGAUGUUUUGAUUGAAGAAUUCAUUCCGGGUGACGAUGUUUCCUGCAUGGUCCUGGAAACUUGGGGAGGGGUUGUCGCACUUUUGCCAAUUAUAUAUGAGUACCCACAAGGGAAAGGGGAGUUUGAACAUUUUCUGGAUUGGAAUUCCAAAUGUGCGCCACUUCUGGGGUUAAAGGAAGCCGGGGGGUUGGUGACCUACAGGAUCAUGGAGGAUGGGAAAGAUGAGAUGGUUGGCAAGAUUCAGGAUGCCAGUGUGGAUGCUUUCGUAUCGUUGGGUGUGGCAGGGAGUGGGUAUGCCAGGGUGGAUCUGAGAAUUCAUGGGGAUCAAGUAUUUGUGUUAGAGGUAAACCACACCCCUGCCUUUUUCUGUCCCAAGGGAAAUUUGUACGGGGAUGAUGACGUGAUUGAAAAGACAUUCCCUGGAGGCCACAACGGCCUAGUGGAUGCCAUAAUAUCAGCAAAGAAAGUAAUCGAAGGAGUUAAAGGAUUCUACGACACGGUUUCGCUCAAAUAUGACGAAGCCUUCCACACCCUUAGAAAUCUCCAGGUUUGGGAAGAAAUCGUAGACGCUAAGAACUUUUCUGGAUCUGUCCUCGACCUUGGAAGUGGGACGGGUUAUCUUGGGAACUUAAUUUUGGAUAAAUCCAGUAACUGCGAACUGGUUGGAAUUGAUGCCUCCGAGAAAAUGGCGGAGUUUGCGAGACGCUACUCAAAAAUCCAUAUUGGUCUAAUUCAAAAUGUGAUGGGAGAGUUGGGACGACAAUUUGACCAUAUUGUGGGCUAUGGGGUGUUUUUUGCUUUGGAUAAUGCCAACUUUGAGAAAACUUUGUGCCUUUGUUUUGCCACGGCGGAGAAAUCAAUCACCCUCACGGUGGAAGAUAUCCGGCAGGAAGUGACUGAUGCAAUGUUGCAAUGUGAUCCAACAUUCAUGACGCACAAUAAUGUACCGAUACUGGAAAUUUUAAGAUUCCGGAGGGAUGGGGUUUGGAUUUUUGGAGGUAUGAGAAAGCCUGGAAAUCACCAAGUACUGGAUUUGAUAUUUCUGCAGUAA